This is a messenger RNA of Anopheles stephensi (Asian malaria mosquito), 7212 nucleotides long. RefSeq names its product serine/threonine-protein kinase ste20 (gene Pak). Gene Ontology annotation, molecular function: protein serine/threonine kinase activity; ATP binding. Gene Ontology annotation, biological process: regulation of MAPK cascade; regulation of axonogenesis; protein phosphorylation. The transcript has 11 exons. Lineage: Eukaryota; Metazoa; Arthropoda; Insecta; Diptera; Culicidae. The record is from RefSeq and is a predicted model, not a curated record. Gene Ontology annotation, cellular component: cytoplasm. Bases 1402 to 3465 code for a protein of 687 amino acids.
CAAAACAAGAAGAGCAAGAAGAAGAUGAAGAUGAAGUGAAAUGUAACGCACACCGUACGAAGAAAAAUCGAGUCACCGUGUCGUGCUAAUUUUCUAAGGUGGUAUCCCCUUUCCUACGCACGGAAAUACACGGAUCGGAACGGGUUAUUCGCGCGGGUGGUGUUCUGUGUUUCUGGCCGACCGAAACCAUCGGCUCCCAAGCAAACCUUUGCCUGACGACAGCCGACCGAGUGCUUCUUGGUGGUACAAUUCUAAAUGGAGUGUUCGCCGUCUUUGUGGAGCGCGAGUGUGAUCAUUUAGAUGAAGAUAGGAAAAGAUUGAUGGGUUUAGCCUCAGUGCGCGCAUCGUGAUUUCCAUGCGACAUAUCGUUAUUAUCCCGGGCCAUUCCCAAAGGAACAAUCAACAUCGUCCGAGCAUGGUCCAACCAUGAAGAUGCCGCAUGUAAUCGAACCGUCUAGGUGACAAAAAACACGGAACAAAACUGUCAUCAGAGCAAAAUUGCAUAGCAACUGGGCUGCUUUUCAGUUGCAGUGUUCGUCGCUCCAUGAACAUAGUAGCAAACACGUUUCGAAAAUUGUCCAAAAAAGAGGGAAACCGUUGAAGACAUUGUUCUCCAUGAUUUCAGUGGUUUAAAUCUUGGAAGUUACAUUAGCUGAAACACGUCCUACGUCCCUCGAUCUCGAUCUUCAUCGCUAAUUAUCACCAAACGCGUGAGUGUGCCAGUGCAAUGUAAACGUGUUUGUCAGCAAAGGAUAUAGUCCUUGAAUCCUUGAUGGCGCAGUAAAGUUUGUGCGUGUGUGUGUUGUGUCCGUGGACGUGUGUGUGUGUGCCCUGGCACGGCAUUUGUUUUGCGUUAUUUUAUUUACUAUUUAUUUAUCUCCCCGGUGUUCUCCGUUCGAUACCGCACUGUGCGCCAUUACCUCUCAGCCUCAUCGUUGUAGUAAGCCCAAAAGUGUGACAAGUUUAUCGGUUGAGCUGUGGCGGUUUUAAAUGUGUCCACGAUUUGCGUCAAUUUGCGUGUGUGAAUGUGUGUAUAUAAAGUGAAUGGUCGGUUGCGUUUUAAGUGUUCCACUUCCGUUCUGCAUUUAGAUGGGAAAUAAUAAGUUCCCCCGAGCAAAUGUAUGUGUCGUGGCCGAGCUUGUGUUGCGUAAAAUCAUGAAAAAGUAUUAAGAGUGUACAAAAGAAAAAAAAAAGUUGUAAAAGAAAUCAAUUUUAUCCGAGCAAAACCAAAUCAAAGAGAAAAAUCACGACCCCUGCGCAACUAAGGUUUGGAUAAAAGGAGUUUACUUUCAUAUAAAGAAGAAGAAAAAAAUACCAUAAGCCGCUGCCUGCAUCCUUAUUCUUCACCCAUACCGGGAACAUUUCGAAGCGUCCCAGAGCAUCGACCAACGGAACAUCAUCAUGUCCAGCGAAGAGGAUAAACCACCGGCACCACCCGUCCGGUUGACGAGCAAUCGAGGUGGUGGCGGAGGUGGGGUCGGCGGUGGCGUAGGGGGCGGCUCUGGAGUUGUCGAUCGAAUCGAUGGUGUUGCUCCGGUGGAUAUGAAACCGUUGCCAAAAGAACCGGAAGAUGCCGAUCGCAAGAAGAAAACGCUCAAGAAUAAAAUUAAAGUUUCGAAGGCGUCCCACAACGAUUCCAAACCGAAUAUAUCCUAUCCGACCAACUUUGAACAUACCGUUCACGUAGGGUUCGAUGCGGUGACCGGAGAAUUUACGGGUAUGCCAGAGCAAUGGGCGCUGAUGCUGAAGAACUCGAACAUUAGCAAGCAGGAGCAGAAGAAAAAUCCUCAGGCCGUGCUGGACGUGCUGAACUUCUUCGACAACAGCAGCAAACAGCGGCCAAGCUCGAAAUAUAUGACCCAUGGACUGCACACAACAACACACUCGGCAUCGUCCAUAGGGUCGUCGCUGAGCCGGGUAAGCAGCAGCAGUCCAAGCAGCACGCCAACCGACUCCGAAUCGCACGGUGGCCCCGGGGCGCAAAUCAUCUCGAGCAGCCAUUCGCAGGCCUACAGCCUUGGCCUGUCGUCACACAACUCGGCCGGCGAUCAUGACAGCGAUGAGCUGGGCGUGCUCAGCGGUAGCGCCAGCGGAAGCAUCAGCGGCAACGGCAUUCCACCGCCCAUCGCCAGCCGCCCCGAACGGACCAAAUCAAUCUAUACACGCCCGAUCGAUGAUCCGAUCUCACCGCCAAUACCUCCGCAUUUGAGUGCCGGUGCGACACACCAAUCGCUGGCCAGUACCGGCUCCGUUCGCAGUCCAACGCAGUUCGACAAGAACAAGAACUCGGUCAACGCAGCAUCCGCACAAACGAUUAGCAGCUUAGCGGGUGGCGCAGUCAACGUUCCGAGCCAACAGCUGCCUCAGCAUUUGCACCACCACCAUCAACACCAAGCUGGCAACAAUGGGCUCAGCAUCGAUACAGGCACCUCGGCGGUCGCUGCCGCCGCAGCAGCGGUCGCGGUUCCCGCACCCAACAACGUCAACAACGGUACCAACCUCAACAGCAGCACGACGACGACUCCGGGCGCUACGACGCAGCAGCGGGCCGCCAACUUGAAGAAGAAGAAAAUGUCCGACGAAGAGAUCCUGGAGAAACUGCGCACGAUCGUGAGCGUAGGCGAUCCGAAGCGAAAGUACAACAAGAUGGAAAAGAUUGGCCAGGGCGCAUCCGGCACGGUGUACACCGCGAUCGAAAGCUCCACCGGUAUGGAGGUGGCGAUCAAGCAGAUGAACCUGAGCCAGCAGCCGAAGAAGGAGCUGAUCAUCAACGAAAUUCUGGUGAUGCGGGAGAACAAGCAUCCGAACGUGGUCAACUACCUGGACAGCUACCUCGUGUCGGAGGAACUGUGGGUGGUGAUGGAGUAUCUGCCCGGCGGAUCGCUGACGGACGUCGUGACGGAGACGUGCAUGGACGAGGGCCAGAUAGCGGCCGUCUGUCGGGAGGUGCUGCAGGCGCUCGAGUUCCUGCACAGCAAUCAGGUUAUUCAUCGAGAUAUCAAGAGCGACAACAUCCUGCUGGGAUUGGACGGGAGCGUAAAGCUGACCGACUUUGGCUUCUGCGCUCAGAUUUCGCCGGAACAGUCGAAGCGUACGACCAUGGUCGGUACGCCGUACUGGAUGGCCCCGGAAGUGGUCACCCGAAAGCAAUAUGGACCGAAGGUUGAUCUCUGGUCGCUAGGCAUCAUGGCAAUCGAAAUGAUUGAGGGAGAACCACCGUACCUUAACGAGAACCCGCUCCGGGCACUGUACUUGAUUGCGACGCACGGUAAGCCGGAGAUCAAGGAGAAGGAGAAGCUCAGCACCGUCUUUCAGGAUUUCCUUGACCAGUGUCUCGAGGUGGACGUCGACCAGCGUGCCACGGCGUACGAACUGCUAAGGCAUCCCUUCCUGAAGCUGGCCCGACCGCUCGCCAGCCUAACGCCACUCAUCAUGGCCGCGAAGGAAGCAACGAAGGGCCACUGAAAACGGGAGGACGUCGUUCUACCAUCGGCGGCCACCGUUGGGACCGACGUAACUGAUGGACCCUCCUGCAGCCGUGCUGAUGCCGGUGCGCUGGUUGGCGCCGCCCGCUGCCCCUCCUCCUCACGGAACGAUGGUAGCAGCACCGACGAUCCGCACACCGGCAACAGCAGUGAGUCAAAACGUGAUAAUCCCAGUAUGGUCAACGUACUGUUGCUGCCGUCCAUCGAUAACAACAGCUGCUAGUACGUACUUCGCCCUUUUCCGCCGCAGCGCUUACCGUGCAUAGCAUCCGAAACACCACUAUUGUGCAGUGCAUAAAAAGGAAGGAACGGUUAAAGGAUGCAUGCGUGUGUGUGUGUGUGGUGGUGGAAGAUACGCUCACGCACGCACUGGACCUGUGUGGACUGAAGCAAAAUAGCAUAACGAGACCGACCGACCGAGCAAAGCUUGUAAAUAGUGAAAAUCAAACGGGAAUGGAGCAUCGUCAACGGUGCUGAGGCCAUUCGAUCACUUGGACAACAGCAAAGAAAAACGAAGCCCCUCUAUAUAUGUAUAUGUGUGUGUCCUGUAAGCGAGAGAAGCAAGAAAAACGCAAAAGGGUAAACAAAGUAAACCUGCGUAGUCAAAACCAUUACUUUUAGUUUUGGGGCGUAAGGAAGGAAGCAAUGAAAAAACAGAAAGAGAAGACUAAUAUUUAAUAUGUAGGACGAAUUACUGCUAACCUAGGUAACAGCAACGAAAGCGUUGCAGCAGAUUAAAACAUAAGACAAGAGAACGAGCAAUGGGGAAAAACAAAUCAUGAUGGUUUGUGGAUGUCACUGCAUCGCGCGGGAAAAGUCGUAGCAAAAUAUAAAAUAUUAAACAAACACAAAUACAACAAUAAUAAGCAGCUGGGACAGAAGAGAUGUUAAUCUAGUAGGAGGUGAAAAAGCGCAUAGUGAUAGUUUCGUAGCUACGCAGCACCAGCAGCAACCACCCUCCCCUUAUACACAACAUACAAACAAUAGAGCAGUCGGUAUUUGUGUGUGAAGGUCGAUAGCAAAAGGCGCGUUCACUACAACCGUUGUAUUAGUUUACCUGUACCCACGAGAGCCAUGCAGCUGAACGAAGAGAAGAACCAUCGCUCGGAAACUCCCUUCGUUUGCUUUGUAGAAGAAAAGUCCUCUAUAUAGUGCGUGCGUGUGUGUGUAUAAAGUGUAGUGUUGAUAGUAACAAGUGUGAAUAUCGCACACACACUAAUUCCCCGAAAAUUGAAACAGUGUAGUGAACGAUUGUAUAGUGUAUAUAAAUAGUACAAAGAGAAACAAACAAGAGGAAAACACACAUAAAACAACAACAAUGACGAAUGGCUUAAAAAAACGCAACUAAUACAAGCGUAUAUAAACGGAAGGCGAAACGAGCUCGUAUCGCACGCAACAAACAAAACGGAACUUCUUCCAAAACAUUAAAGUAAAAGAGAAAAAAAUACGUUAAACAAACAGUGUUGUGGGUGUAGAGAAGACAAAAGCGUUCAAUAAUAUAUAUAAAAAAGGAGAAAACAAAGGACACAGCAAAAGAAGCAGAGGAAGGAAAAACGAACAGUGAAAAGUGCCUACAGUCAAGAGAGGAGGAAAACAGACACGUGGAGCUAACUGAGGAGGAGCGCGUUUUCUGCUCGCUGGUGAGUGCGCUUUUCCUACCUUUUUAUCGCAUUAUUUAACCGGUCUCUUUUUUGAGUUAUUUCUUUCGCUAAUCUUGUGCAUGCACGUAUGAACUAUGCACACACACACACAAGACACCAACCACCACGACAAGCAAUCAGCAGGGAGAUGGUGGGGUUUUUGGGUGUCGAUUUCUUAGCCUUUUUUUGUUUUUGAGUAAAGCCCCACACACGGAAAGAAUGUCCUUCAAUUGUUCGCACGUUUGAACGCAGUACGUUGGCGGUAUAAAGUUCUGGAAGCACACAACCCAUAAAACACGCAAAGUAUUAUAACACAUAAUAGCCUAAAGCAUAACAAACAAACAAAAAAUCAACCACGGACGAACGGAGGAUGGCUGCAGCUGUAAGGAAGCAUUCUUACAGUAAUAGGGCGCAUUGAGAAGGACACGGGGAUAAUAAGGACUGAGAGAGAGAGAGAGAGAGAGAGAGAGAGAGAGAAAGAGCUUACGUUCGAUUCGAUUAGCCUUUCACUCCCUCGCUCACGUGUGUAGAUAGAGUUGUGUUUUUGUUUUAAUUUUGCGAAAAAGAAUGGGAUUUAAUACUUUUUUUGUUAAAUGAGUGCUUGGUCUAAUCUGCCUCUCUUUCUGCUGAGAGCUGAGAGCGCCGUCUUCGCUUCACAAUCAUGUACAGUAACAAAACCAGAGCCGCGGGCGUAUAUAUAUAUAUAAAGCGUUGUGCUAUACUUAUUUCCCCCUAACCUAAGCUAAAGCCUCCACACACACUAUCGUCAUUAAUUAUAAUUACUUAUCAUCUUAUACUCGAUUGUGUGUGAGUGUGCGUGCGUGAGAAGAAGAAGGGCCAGGCGUGUGAUCGCGCUUAUUUUGAGGGUGUUUUCUAUAAUUGCUCGACAAUAAAGAGAUGGAAGAGAUUUAUCCGUUACUCAUACUGCAAUAAGUACAGCGAAACACGUUCGCAUACAGGCUCACCCGUUUCCCGGGUUUUUUUGUUGUGCUUCUUCCCGCUCGGCUGGAGAACGCGAAAUGAUUUAAUGCGCACACCAUAUAUGAUUUUCGCCAUAGUGGAAGAAACUGUAUUAUAUCGUACUACGAGAGGAGCUAGGGGAGGAAACACGGGCAGCUAGUUAGUGCGAGGCAAAACUAUCGCGAAUAAACAGAAGAGUUUACAAAAACCAGGCUAACGAGGAGAGUGGCAUUCUGCAACAAAAAAGCACCCGAAGGAAAUCCGUCGUUUUUUUUGUCAGUUACUUUUCCGUUAAAAUCACUCUUUUUGUUCCAUCACGCUAUUUACUGGCUUCCUCCUAUUUGUUUUUUUUUUGUAAAACACGCGCGCUAGUCUCUUGAACUGGUGCAAAAAUUGCCGCUUAAAAAGCCGGUGUCGUCUGCUCACAGUAAAAAAAAGAAGAAGAAGAUAUUUAUCCCGUCUUCGUUCACCCUCUCCAUUGCUUUCGUUGAGAAGUGUAUAACCAUCGUUGCUAAUACUAAAGUAUCGUAAGAGAGUACUACUCAAUAUAGUACAUAAAUGGGUAAUGAACAAAACUUGUAACAGAAGAAACAAAUCCCCGUUUUUUUUUUGUUUCCCUGUAGGUUGAGUAUAUAUGAAAGACAAACCAAACACACACAGAAACAGGCAGGUAAACAAACAAAUGUUUUGUUAGGAGACAUUGAAUGAUAUAGAGAAGGCAACAACCCAACACCCCCCAAUGCAUAUAAACUAUAUUUAACAAGCAUAGCAAAAGGAAAUUUUGGCGCCUGGGUAGUAUUGUAGGGUUAGCCGGAGAGCUAGAAAUGUUGUUGAACACACACACACCAAGCCAAUACACAACAACACAAAAGUUCCCUAAUGAAGCGAAUCAUUUGAGAGAGAGAGAGAAAACACAUUACAAAAUAAUACAACACUUAAAUACACCUGUGUAUAAAAUGAUGUAAAAUUAGUGCAAACAGCUGAUAGGAUAGAACGAAUGAAAGCACGAGGGAAGGGCGGACACAACAGAAAGAGAGCAGACAGAACACAAAUCAGAGAGGGCUUGCUACGGAGAGGAAAACGGAUUGCAAAAAGGGGGGAAAAUAAAGAAAACCGAUUUUAUACGA